This is a messenger RNA of Cyprinodon tularosa, 1149 nucleotides long. RefSeq names its product M1-specific T cell receptor beta chain-like. The record is from RefSeq and is a predicted model, not a curated record. Lineage: Eukaryota; Metazoa; Chordata; Actinopteri; Cyprinodontiformes; Cyprinodontidae. Bases 1 to 918 code for a protein of 305 amino acids. The transcript is spliced from 8 exons.
AUGAUCCUUAUCUUUUGCGCAACCUUUCAUGUCAUGCUUGUUUCAGGUUUUUCUCUCAAUGACCAAGUCCACCAGGAUCCUCCUGAAUUAUUCUGUAUGACUGAAGACAAACCCAGAAUCAACUGCAAGCAUGAAAUCCAGGACUACAAUCGGAUCCUCUGGUACAAACAAUCAAAGGACCGUCGGAUGCAGUUCCUCGGGUACAUGAAUGUUAAAGAUGGCUAUCCAGAGAAUGGAGUGAAAGUGACAAUAACUGGAAAAGCAACUAAGGGAGAAACCUGCACUUUAACAUUAGAGGGAGUCGACCUGAGCAGCAGCGGUGUUUAUUUCUGUGCAGCUACUUAUCAAGGCGUCAACUUGAAUCCUGCUUACUUCGGUAGAGGCACAAAACUCACAGUUUUAGAAGACGGACGAAAACCUACUCCACCAACAGUGAAAAUUUUUCCACCGUCACCUAAUGAGUGCAGAUACAAAGACAAACCAGAUUGGAAAAUAAGGAAGACGCUGGUCUGUGUGGCCUCUGGUUUCUACCCAGAUCAUGUCAGUGUUUCCUGGAAGCUCAAUGACGAGGACGUCACUGAUGAAGUGGCGACUGACCCGGCCGCCAAGUGGGAUAAGAAUAAAAAAUAUUACAACAUCACCAGCAGGCUGAGGGUUCUUGCAAAGUACUGGUUCAAACCCGAGAUUAAAUUCAGUUGCAUCGUCCAUUUCUACAAUGGAGAAAAAAACACCACACACCCAGCCUCUAUUUCAGGAAAUGAAAAAGCUAACAUCAUGACACGAGAAAAAUACCUGAAGAUCACCCAGAACGCCAAAGUCUCCUACAGCGUCCUGAUCGUGAAGAGCUGCGUCUACGGGGCCUUGGUCUGCUUCCUGGUGUGGAAGCUUCAGAGUUCAUCGAGGAAACGGAGCAAGUGAAAAUGAAGAAAACCAGAACCAGAGGCUUAUUUCAGGAUAAAACUCUUGAUCUUCUGUAAAUACAAUUUAAGGGUAGAAACAUCUAUUUCUCUUUAUUAACCUACAAAUGAGAUGAUAAAACUUUCUAAAUAAAAAAAACAUAUAUAUAUAUAUUCCUGUUAAAAAAUUUAAAGCUUUUUUUUUACCCUACUUGCUAUUUUUUUCUUAAUAAAGACAUCUUAUCAAAUAUUU